Malassezia vespertilionis is the source of this 1650-nucleotide messenger RNA. It is a transcript of the gene SRP1, whose product is annotated as Importin alpha subunit (Karyopherin alpha subunit) (Serine-rich RNA polymerase I suppressor protein). The transcript has a single exon. Lineage: Eukaryota; Fungi; Basidiomycota; Malasseziomycetes; Malasseziales; Malasseziaceae. The record is from RefSeq and is a predicted model, not a curated record. Gene Ontology annotation, cellular component: nucleus; nucleoplasm; cytoplasm. Gene Ontology annotation, molecular function: protein binding; nuclear import signal receptor activity. Gene Ontology annotation, biological process: NLS-bearing protein import into nucleus. Bases 1 to 1650 code for a protein of 549 amino acids.
AUGUCCGCACUCCGCGAUCAGAGCCGUCGUCAAGACGCCUACAAGGCAAAAGGUGCCUUUAAACAAGAUGAGCUUCGCCGCCGCCGUGAGGAGGCGCAGGUGGAAAUCCGGCGCCAGAAGCGCGAAGAAAGUAUGGCUAAGCGCCGCAACUUGAACCUCCAACAAAUCUCCGAUGCGCCCGACUCGGACGAGGAAGACGGUUUGGGCGAUGAUUUGGACGCACAGAUUACCGAGCAGCUUCCGCAGAUGGUACAGGGUGCAUUGAGCGACAACCUGGAGAUGCAGCUCGAUGCGACGACCAAGUUCCGCAAGCUCCUGUCCAAGGAGAAGAACCCCCCAAUCGAUCGUGUGAUCCAGUGCGGUGUUAUUCCACGCUUUGUCGAGUUUCUCAGGAGUCCCCACAGCAUGAUCCAGUUUGAGGCUGCUUGGGCACUUACCAAUAUUGUCUCAGGCACCUCGGAGCACACGCAAGUGGUCAUCAAUGCAGGUGCCGUGCCCAUUUUCAUUGAGCUCCUCUCUUCUCCCGUGCUGGAUGUGCGCGAGCAGGCGGUCUGGGCGCUCGGCAACAUUGCCGGCGACUCGACCAAGUGCCGCGACUAUGUGCUGCAGCAAGGCGCAAUGCAUUCGCUUCUGGAGCUGCUCAGCGAGGACCAUAAAGUGAGCAUGCUCCGCAACGCGACCUGGACGCUGAGCAACUUGUGCCGCGGAAAGAACCCCCAGCCGAGCUGGGAGCUUGUUGUUCCUGCUCUCCCAACACUGACCAAGCUUGUCUACGCGAUGGACUAUGAGAUUUUGAUCGAUGCGUGCUGGGCGCUUUCCUACCUUUCUGACGGCGCCAACGAAAAGAUCCAGGCAGUGAUCGAGUCGGGUGUGACACGCCGGCUCGUCGAUCUGCUGUUGCACCCCUCCACUGCGGUACAGACGCCUGCGCUGCGGACCGCCGGCAACAUUGUCACGGGGGACGAUAUGCAGACCCAAGUGAUUAUUGCCUCGGGUGCGCUGCCUCCCCUGCUUUCCCUCUUGUCUUCGCCAAAGGAAGGGAUCAAGAAGGAGGCUUGCUGGACGAUUAGCAACAUUACCGCGGGCAAUCCCGUGCAGAUACAAGCCGUGAUCGACGCAAACAUUAUUCCUCCCCUGAUCACCAUCUUGGGCCACGCAGACUUCAAGACAAAGAAGGAGGCGUGUUGGGCGAUCAGCAAUGCGACCAGUGGUGGUCUUCAGCAGCCGCAGCAGAUUCGGUACCUCGUCUCCCAGGGCUGCAUCAAGCCCCUCUGCGACCUGCUCAAGUCAAUGGACAAUAAGAUUAUUCAAGUCGCCCUGGACGGCCUAGAAAACAUUCUCAAGAUUGGGGAGCAGGACAAAGAGGCAAUGGGCCCCGGCCACACAAACCAGUAUGCGCUGUACAUUGAGGAGGCCGGCGGUAUGGUCACUAUCCAUGCGCUCCAGAACCACGAAAACUUUGACAUUUACAAAAAAUGCUUUUACAUCAUGGACAAGUACUUCCCCGACGACGACGUGCAAGAGGAGACGGGCAUUGAUGCGCCGCAAGUCAGCGAGACGGGUGCUUUUGCGUUCCCCUCCAACAUGGCGACGCCGCAGGCGGGCUUCCAGUUUGGGCCCACGCCUGGAGCUCAGGAUAUGCAGUCGUAG